AUGACGGGGGAGCCGCAGCCCAGACACACUGAGGGCAAGAGACAGCGCGCUACAGAGCAAGAACAGGAGCAGAAGCGGACUGUGCGUCCCACGGCGAGCAGCGGGCGCGGGCGCUCCAAACCCAGCGCGCGUCCCCNCUGUGCGGGCGCGGGGUCCCCAGGGCCCUCUCGGAGAGCCCCCCGCCCGGGUGUGCCUGGCAAGGAGUUGGGAGGGGCUGCUGGGGAGAGAGCGUUCCAGCCCGAGUGGUCCCUGAAACAUCCUCAGAUGCAGCCCGGCAUUGCCCGGGGAGCCCUGGCUUUCCUGCCCCUGGCAGCCCCCUGCACCUCGCAUAAGAAAGUGAAACGGAACGUGCUGCUGCCGCCCAGCGAAGCUGGCAAAUGCAUGGCCGCGGGCACACAGAGGCUCUGCCGCCUGCCGGGACUCGCUCAAAGUCUGCACGGCCAGGCCUUCUCAGUGCCCUGGAUCUCUAGGAAGGAGAAACCUUUCAGGAAGCAAUUCGAGGAACUCAAGGGGUCCUUGGAUCUGGAGAAGGCAGAAGAAGCCCCCCACCCCCAAGUCCAUGAGGACAUGGCAGCAGGAGGGAUCCAGUCAGGAUUGGUGGAGGCCAGAGCCGCUGCAGCCGCAUCUGGGCUGGCAGCUGCCGCCUGCACCCUGGUCACGCGCGGGGAGGUGGCCAGGGACAAAGCCACUCCUCCCUGCCUCGACCAACCACCACAGAAUGACUCCCAGCCUGGGGGGCGGGGGGCCAGCCGCCUGCAACUGGCCACGUUCCUUGGGCAGUCCCUUGCCGUCGGGCCGCAGUAUUCCUCCCUGGGCACUCAGCCCAUCCUGUGCGCCAGCAUCCCCGGCCUGGUGCCCAAGCAGCUGCGCUUCUGCCGGAACUAUGUGGAGAUCAUGCCCGGCGUGGCCGAGGGCAUCAAGGUCGGCAUCCAGGAGUGCCAGCACCAGUUCCGCGGCCGCCGCUGGAACUGCACCACGGUCAACAACAGCCUGGCCAUCUUCGGUCCCGUGCUGGACAAAGCCACCAGGGAGUCCGCCUUUGUCCAUGCCAUUGCCUCAGCCGGAGUGGCCUUUGCAGUGACGCGUUCCUGUGCGGAGGGCUCGGCUGCCAUCUGUGGCUGCAGUAGCCGCCAUCAGGGCUCACCGGGCGAGGGCUGGAAGUGGGGUGGCUGCAGUGAGGACAUCGAGUUUGGUGGGAUGGUGUCUCGGGAGUUUGCAGAUGCCCGGGAGAACCGGCCAGAUGCCCGCUCGGCCAUGAAUCGCCACAACAACGAGGCUGGACGCCAGGCCAUCGCCAGCCACAUGCAUCUCAAAUGUAAGUGCCACGGGCUGUCGGGCAGCUGUGAGGUGAAAACCUGCUGGUGGUCGCAGCCCGACUUCCGCGCCAUUGGCGACUUCCUCAAGGACAAGUACGACAGCGCCUCGGAGAUGGUGGUGGAGAAGCACCGCGAGUCGCGCGGCUGGGUGGAGACGCUGCGGCCGCGCUACACCUACUUCAAGGUGCCCACGGAUCGCGACCUGGUCUACUACGAGGCCUCGCCCAACUUCUGCGAGCCCAACCCCGAGACGGGCUCCUUCGGCACGCGCGACCGCACCUGCAACGUGAGCUCGCACGGUAUCGACGGCUGCGACCUGCUGUGCUGCGGCCGUGGCCACAACGCGCGCACCGAGCGGCGCAGGGAGAAGUGCCACUGCGUCUUCCACUGGUGCUGCUAUGUCAGCUGCCAAGAGUGCGCGCGUGUCUACGACGUGCACACCUGCAAGUAGGCGGCGGCAGCG
This is a messenger RNA of Galeopterus variegatus (Sunda flying lemur), 1779 nucleotides long. Its product is annotated as protein Wnt-3a. The record is from RefSeq and is a predicted model, not a curated record. Gene Ontology annotation, biological process: multicellular organism development; cell fate commitment; neuron differentiation. NCBI's taxonomy places the organism in Eukaryota, Metazoa, Chordata, Mammalia, Dermoptera, Cynocephalidae. The transcript has 9 exons. Gene Ontology annotation, molecular function: cytokine activity; frizzled binding. Bases 1 to 1767 code for a protein of 588 amino acids. Gene Ontology annotation, cellular component: extracellular region.